AUGGAUAGGGGCUUCAGUGGUCAAAGCCCGAUCGAAAGCGGCGCGGAGGCCCUAUCGAUCACACUCCCAUCCAGCCUGCCUUGCUUGCAGAAAACGAAAGUCACAAUGUAUCACGAGGGAUACCGCGGACAGCUGCGCCAUGUGCCAAGACAUUCUACACGAAAAUCGCUAUCCAAGGCUAGGCGUUUCAGGGAUAAUCCAAGCCGCGCAAAUGCUGCGGAUCAGAACUCUUCUCCGUACGCUGGUCGAACGGAGAUCCACUCGAGCUUCCCCGUGGAAUAUGCGGCUUCGCAGUCUCCUGGCCACCACGAUGGUCGAGAGGAGGAUUUCUUCGCGAAGGUAAACAUAUGCCUCCCCAUUCUCGAUGAGGAAUCUUUCAGAUAUACAUACUUGAAUCAUCAACGGAAAAUCUCCCUAGCACCGCUCUCCACCAUAUAUGCGAGCGCCUUGGUAUACUGGCAUGACUCGCCCAAAUUUCGCAACAUACGCUACCCGGAUGUUAACUUCAUUUGGGCGCAGUCGUGCGAAGCGGUCCAUUCGGAAAUGUUUCUGCCUCCUGGAAUGUCCACAGUGAUGGCCCUUAUGCUUGAUGUUUGCGGCAGACCAAGCACCACGAUGUUAGCCGAUGGGGGAUUGAUUGGCUUGGCAGUUGCGCUUUCCAACGCGCUGGGCCUACAUCGGGAUCCGUCCGGUUGGAAUAUAUCCACCUCAGAGAAGAAACUUCGGAUUAGGAUGUGGCGGAUGAUUGUUGUACAUGAUCGUUGGUGUAGUUUGGCAUAUGGCACCCCGAUGCAGAUCCAUCGCGCGCAGCAUGAUGUUCCGAUCCCAAAUGCAGAGGGCCUCUGCCCCCCUGGCGCGUCACCAUCCAGCAUAGCUGCGACUUCAGUUUUUAUUUCUCUCAUCACGCUCACUGAUAGCUCUCCUGAUCCGUUCGAAAUAUCCGCCACUAACCCUAAGCUUCUACUUGGAAAAUGGGAGCAGACUUUGAGCGACGAUAUUCGUAAAGCAGUCAUGCGUGGAACGCACCUUGAUGCCCCCGGCGCUGCAAAUCUGCGCCUAUCAUAUUUAGCCGUGAAACCUCUCCUGCGGCGGAUUCAGCUGGACCGAGAUCGGGGUCCAUUACCAGUGGAGGAGACUUUUGAUUGCCCGUUUUACCUGCGGGCUCAGAGAGCGGCCGAGGAUAUUGUCCACUUUGUGCAGGAGCUGGAUGAGUCUCAUUGCCGUGGAUUCUGGAUCCCGGCAAAUGGGUUUACGUUGACCUCUGCAAUGUCAUUUUUAUUGAGGAGUGCUUUGAGAUCCAGAAACUCGAGUGCGCAUAACAAUAACACACCACUAAAGAUUGCAAGGGAUAUGAUUGAUGCCCUACAACACCCCAGGCGGGAUUUCUCGUAG
Blastomyces gilchristii SLH14081 is the source of this 1392-nucleotide messenger RNA. RefSeq lists its product as uncharacterized. Lineage: Eukaryota; Fungi; Ascomycota; Eurotiomycetes; Onygenales; Ajellomycetaceae. The coding region runs from base 1 to 1392 and encodes 463 amino acids. Gene Ontology annotation, cellular component: nucleus. Gene Ontology annotation, biological process: DNA-templated transcription. The transcript is spliced from 5 exons. The record is from RefSeq and is a predicted model, not a curated record. Gene Ontology annotation, molecular function: zinc ion binding; DNA binding.